Nerophis ophidion (straightnose pipefish) is the source of this 1728-nucleotide messenger RNA. It is a transcript of the gene tm7sf2, whose product is annotated as transmembrane 7 superfamily member 2. Gene Ontology annotation, cellular component: endoplasmic reticulum membrane; nuclear inner membrane. The transcript has 12 exons. The coding region runs from base 117 to 1373 and encodes 418 amino acids. Gene Ontology annotation, molecular function: oxidoreductase activity, acting on the CH-CH group of donors, NAD or NADP as acceptor. Lineage: Eukaryota; Metazoa; Chordata; Actinopteri; Syngnathiformes; Syngnathidae. Gene Ontology annotation, biological process: sterol biosynthetic process. The record is from RefSeq and is a predicted model, not a curated record.
GAUUUGAUUCGCUGUCGUAGCACGCGGCACCGAGACACUGAGGAGGCGGUCCGUCAUUUAAGACAGUUAGACAUCUGUUUAAUAUCUCCGACCUACUUCUUCCCGAAAAACUUGCAAUGAGUCCAAAGAAUCAAGCAGCCACCGAGAGGGAAUUUGGAGGAACCUUAGGGGCCGUUUGCAUUCCCAUCUUUCUGCCAUUAACGGUGCUUUUCUUGGUCUGCGUGAGUCGAUCUCCUGAGGCAGCUGUACUCCAGUGGCCCCCGCCUCUCCCUACCAUUGACCAGCUCUGGGACCCCCUGGCGGCUCUCCUCAUGCUGAGUUGGAUAUCUUUGCAUGCUGUCCUGUAUUUGUUGCCAUUUGGAAAGGUCUCUGAGGGAUUAGUGCUGCGGGAUGGAACACGCCUCAAGUACCCAAUAAACGGUUUCCACAGCCUGUGCAUCAGUGGUGUGCUUCUGAUUUUGCUUCUGAUGCUCAAGGCUCCUUUGGGGCGUCUGUACGAGCUGACGUUGCCUCUGGCUGCGUGUGCAAUAGGAGUCUCCUUCAUACUCUCCGUCUUCCUAUACUUUCGUUCCUUUUUGGCUCCUCCUCAUGCUCUGGCAUUAGGGGGCACCACAGGAAAUUCCCUCUAUGACUUCUUUAUCGGACGGGAGCUCAACCCACGUAUUGGUCAUUUUGACCUGAAGUUUUUCUGUGAGCUCAGACCAGGACUGAUUGGCUGGGUGGUCAUAAACCUCGGCAUGCUGAUGAAAGAAGUGGAACUUCAGGGUUCCCCCUCGCUUGCCAUGAUUCUUGUCAAUAGUUUUCAGCUGCUGUAUGUGGCUGACGCUCUGUGGAAUGAGGAAGCUGUUCUGACUACGAUGGACAUUGUGCAUGACGGUUUCGGCUUCAUGCUGGUCUUUGGUGACCUGGCCUGGGUUCCCUUCACAUACGGCUUGCAGGCGGCCUUUUUGGUCCUACAUCCUCAGGCUUUAAGUCCCCUAGGAGCAGCAGCAAUAAUAACGCUGAAUGGUAUUGGAUAUUAUAUAUUCAGGAAAUCCAAUUCACAGAAGAAUCAGUUUAGAAGAAAUCCUGCACAUCCAAGUGUUGCGAGGCUGGAGACCAUCGCCACAGCAACAGGGAAGCGUUUGCUGGUGUCUGGCUGGUGGGGGCUUGUUCGCCAUCCUAAUUACUUGGGUGAUCUCCUCAUGGCUUUGGCAUGGUCUCUGCCAUGUGGUUUCUCACAUCUUCUGCCUUACUUCUACGUGAUAUAUUUCACCGUCUUGCUGAUCCACCGCGAGGCCCGUGACGAGAGACAUUGUCGAGCCAAAUAUGGACUUGCAUGGGAGACAUACUGUCAACAUGUCCCCUACAGGAUCCUCCCUUAUAUUUAUUAAAAGCCUUGCAGUUGUAGCCAGUUUCCAUGGCAACGUGUCUGUGAGAGUGCAGUGACGUGGGAAGAGAGGGGAAAGGAGUUGAGACAAUUAUGGCGGCACGGAGGAAGAAGAAAAAGGAAGAGCCCAGACUGAUGAGUGUGAAGCAGUGCGAGUCGUGGGAGAAAAAAUGCAUUGUGUGUUUGUGUAUCCGGUGCUGAGCCUACGUUGGUACAUUAUACAUAAAACAUGUUUCUCAUUGCAAAGUGCAUGCCUGUGCAAGCACAGAUGUUGAUUCCUCUGAACAUGUAUGUAAUGUGCAAAGAAAUGCUGCAAGGCAAUUGACAUUGUAUAUAAACAAGAUUUUUUUCCCUUUUGA